UGGGAGGAGCUCAGCGGUGUUGAUGAUGACGCCAACAGCGUUAGAACCAUUGAGAUCUGCACGCCUAGUAGCCCCGCCUCUUACUGGCUGAGGACCCGGUGGAUCCCCCGACGGGCGGCGACCACGCUCUACGUGGAGAUCCGGUUCACCAUGAUGGAGUGUGCUGGGAUGAACAAGCCCCACUGCAAGGAGACCUUUAACCUUUACUCGUACGCGUCUGACAGCGACGAGGCCACGCCCACUCACCCCACCUGGAUGGAGAACCCCUACAGCAAGGUGGCCACCAUCGCCGCUGACCACCUGCUGCGGCGUGGUGGGGAGCGGCGCUCCAACGUCAAGCUGCUGCGGCUGGAGGCGCUACAGGAGGCGGGGCUUUACCUGGCCUUCCAGAGCCAGGGCGCCUGCAUGGCGCUGCUCGCCGUGCGCGUCUUCUACAGGAAGUGCCCGCCCCUCCGCCGCGCCUUCGCCUUCUUCCCCGAAACCAUCCCCCACUCUCUGGUGGAGCAGGCUCAGGGUGUGUGUGUGGAAAAUGCUGUGACCCCGCCUGGGGAGUACUCGAAGCCUCCCAGCAUGCUUUGCGGCGAGGACGGUCAGUGGGUGGCGGAGCCAACGUCCAGCUGCGCCUGUCGCCCCGGUUACGAGGCGGGCGACAGCGGCGUGCGCUGUAGAG
Messenger RNA from Nematolebias whitei (Rio pearlfish), 670 nucleotides. RefSeq names its product ephrin type-B receptor 4b. The annotation marks the transcript as partial. The transcript is spliced from 3 exons. The record is from RefSeq and is a predicted model, not a curated record. Gene Ontology annotation, cellular component: neuron projection. Gene Ontology annotation, biological process: central nervous system projection neuron axonogenesis; axon guidance. Lineage: Eukaryota; Metazoa; Chordata; Actinopteri; Cyprinodontiformes; Rivulidae. Gene Ontology annotation, molecular function: protein binding; transmembrane-ephrin receptor activity.